Messenger RNA from Nymphaea colorata (pocket water lily), 2333 nucleotides. RefSeq names its product acyl-CoA-binding domain-containing protein 6-like. The transcript is spliced from 12 exons. Gene Ontology annotation, molecular function: protein binding. The record is from RefSeq and is a predicted model, not a curated record. The coding region runs from base 182 to 1888 and encodes 568 amino acids. Lineage: Eukaryota; Viridiplantae; Streptophyta; Magnoliopsida; Nymphaeales; Nymphaeaceae.
UCGUUUUUCCCUUUGGUUGUCUCAGGCCUUUGCCCGCUCCUCCGUUCCUCUCUUUCCUAAGGUUCCUUUACUCUUUCCGUCCUGCUCAGGUAAAGAUCAGAGGGCGGAGGGUGACGAUCAGUGUGCCGAAAUAACAAAAGAAGGGAGGAACGGAAGGUGGGUGUUUCUUAAUAGUGAGAAAAUGAGGUGGGAGAGCGUUAAAGUAGUGAUGAGAUCUAAGGAAAACCUGGAAGAGAAGAAAUCACUAGGAAUGAAAAGUGAUACAUUGGGGCCUGGUAAACGAUGGGGUCACACAUGCAAUUCCAUCAAAGGCGGCAGGUUUCUGUAUGUUUUUGGUGGUUAUGCGAAGGAUAAUUGCCAGACAAAUGAUGUUUAUGUCUUCGAUACGGUUCUGGUUGUUUUCCCCGCAGUUAAACAAGCGUGGAGCAAGCCUGUGAUGAAAGGAAUUCCACCUUCGCCAAGGGACAGCCACAGUUGUACCACUGUGGGGACUGACCUUUAUAUCUUUGGGGGUACUGAUGGAAAAAAUCCAUUGAAGGAUUUGCAUGUGCUUGAUACCACUACAAAUACAUGGACUCAGCCAACUGUAAGCGGCAAUGGGCCAGAAGCACGGGAGGGACACAGUGCAGCACUUGUUGGCAAACGUCUUUUCUUAUUUGGUGGUUGUGGAAAGUCUCGUGUUGAGCAUGAAGAAGUAUACUACAACGACUUGUAUAUAUUGGAUGUUGAGAGCUUUGUGUGGAAACGUGUCUUAACAACUGGCAUUCCACCAUCAGCUCGAGAUAGCCAUACCUGUUCAUCUUGGAAGAAUAAAAUUAUUGUGAUUGGCGGUGAAGAUGCAUCUGAUUACUACUUGUCUGAUGUCCAUGUUUUAGAUACAGAUACUCUUGUUUGGAGAGAGCUAAACACUUCUGGCCAAAUAUUGCCUCCUCGUGCUGGCCAUUCAACCGUAGCACUUGGAAAGUAUUUGUUUGUGUUUGGAGGAUUUACUGAUGACAGAAACCUUUAUGAUGACCUCCAUGUGCUAAACAUAGACACAUGCAUUUGGAGCAAAAUUUUAAGUACAAGUCAAGCACCUUCAGCUAGGUUCUCUGUAGCUGGGGACUGCUUGGAUCCACAGAAGGGCGUCCUUGUUUUCAUAGGAGGUUGCAAUGAGAAUCUUGAGGCUCUUGAUGAUAUGUACUACUUACAUACAGAUAUAUCUAUAGGACAUGGGAAGUAUGAUCACAGGCAGGAAAAACUCUCAUUACGAAAAGAACUGAAAAGAAAGCAGAGAGAACAAUAUCUCAAUUCUGCGAAAUGGGUGCCUGAAAUUGAUAAAGCUUUACAUACUUCAUUCUCUUCUCUCAAGCAUGAACAAACAGGUGCUGAAAAUUGUUCAUUAUAUAAAUCUGACACUGGAGAGACAACAUUUGAGGCUACAAUUACAGAUGUUCUACAUUAUGGUUACAAAAUUGAAACGAAUAUUGGUGGAAAACCUUUACGUGGCAUAUUGUUCUCAUACUCACCAAGCUUGAACUUUUCUCAUCAUGCUCAUGUCAGUAGAAAAAGGAUAUCUAAAGCAAGGGAUGCUGCUGAAGGAAGAGAUAGCAGCAGACAGAAAGAAUUUGAUGGAGCCAUUGGAAAAAGAGAGUUUUUAGGGGUUCCUAAUGUGAAUGAAUCUACAAUGCAAGAGUCAGCAUUGGAAAAUCUUCCUUCCCUGUCCAAUGGCUCAUCUCCUACAAUAAGCCAUUCAAACUUGAUCCAUGAAAAUAGUGAACCAGAUUUUGUGCUUCAGCCUGCUCAAGAACCUCAAACUUCAGCUGCUGCAAAAGAAGCUCCUUCAACAAACUGUGUACUCCCAGAAGGAGAAACUAUCUCUACAUCCUCAAAGCAGGGUUUAUGCUGAGCCUAUGUAAAUGAUUUAGAAACAGCAACCGAGGAAGAACUAACACAACGGGUGGUGCACUACUGGGGGUGACUAAAAAGUUUGUGGACAUAGAAAAUUACUUGAAAUUACUAUUGAUCAGGGUGGUAGCAGAUAGCUGGUAUGGUUUCAUCCAAUUUUGCCGAUCUCCAUGCUGCGAGUCAAAGGGGAGCAUGCACGACAAUCUUGAUUUGGCAUCAGCAGGGGAUCCUGUACCAAGCAAGCUGUUGAUUACCAAUGUCUCCUUUUUACGCUGUAUUUUUAUCCAAGGAAGCAAAUGUAGAAUUCCCAGAAGGGAAAGUUCCAAUGUUAGCAUGCAUUUUGAAGUUAUUGUUGUCUGUUGUACUUAAACCUCAGUAUUGUAUCCAGGAAAUUGCAUGUACCAAGAGUUGUAGGUGAAAUGGAAAUUUGUUCCAUGAUGAGCAAA